AUGCCGCCCAAGAAGCCGCAGAAUGAGCCGAAGAAGAAGAAGACGGUCGAUGAUAAGACCUUUGGCAUGAAAAACAAAAAAGGUGGCUCGGCAAAAAAGCAGAUUUCCCAAUUGCAAGCACAAGCCCAGUCCAACAAGACCCCCGAUGCCAAGCGGAAAGAAGCCGAAAAGGCCCAGCGCGAGGCCGACAAGAAGGCCGCCGAACUGGCGAAGAAGGAGGCUCUGGAGUUGUUCAAGCCCCUGAGGACACAGAAGGUGCCCUUUGGUGUCGAUCCCAAGACGGUGCUAUGCAUUUUCUACAAGCAGGGCAGCUGUGAGAAGGGCAAGAAGUGCAAAUUCAGUCACGACCUGAACGUCGAGCGCAAAGCCGCCAAGAAAGAUCUGUACACUGACUCGCGCGACGAGGAAGAAGAGACCAAGAAGCAGGAUACUAUGGAUAACUGGGACGAGGCGAAACUGCGCGAUGUCGUUCUCAGCAAGCAUGGCAAUCCUCGCACAACCACCGAGAAGGUGUGCAAGUUUUUCAUCGAGGCGGUGGAGAACCAGAAGUAUGGCUGGUUCUGGGUGUGUCCCAAUGGCGGUGACAAGUGCAUGUAUAAGCAUAGUUUGCCUCCAGGGUAUGUUUUCACUCCUCAUACAAAGUACCGGAUAUGGCUAACAGUUUUCCUUCGCAGAUUCGUCCUCAAGACCAAGGAGCAGAAGGCUGCUGAGAAGGCCCUGAUGGACAAGUCGCCGCUCAACACCCUGACCCUGGAGGACUGGCUCGAGUCCGAGAGGCACAAACUGACGGGUAAAUUGACGCCGGUCACCCCAGAGACCUUCGCCGCAUGGAAGAAGGGGCGCAUGGAUAAGAAGGCUGCUGAAGAGCAGGCCCAGAAGGCCAAGGAAGCCACUGGCCGGUCGAUGUUCGAAGCCGGCGACUGGCGCGACGAUGAGAGCAGCGACGAAGAGGACGACGACGACGGCUUCAACCUGGAUGCUCUGCGGAUGGAGACCGAGCGGCUACGCGACCAGAAGGAAGAGGAGCGUCUGGCUAAGCUUGCUGGCUCUGGUGUGGAAGUUCCACCAUUGAGCGACGCAGUCAUCGCACAGGAGACCGCUGGCUGA
Penicillium lagena is the source of this 1107-nucleotide messenger RNA. RefSeq names its product translation machinery-associated protein TMA46. NCBI's taxonomy places the organism in Eukaryota, Fungi, Ascomycota, Eurotiomycetes, Eurotiales, Aspergillaceae. The transcript has 3 exons. Gene Ontology annotation, biological process: cytoplasmic translation. Gene Ontology annotation, cellular component: cytosol. The record is from RefSeq and is a predicted model, not a curated record. Bases 1 to 1107 code for a protein of 368 amino acids. Gene Ontology annotation, molecular function: metal ion binding; mRNA binding.